AACAGAGAGAGAGAGAGACAGAGAGAGAGAGAAACAGAGAGAGAGAAACAGAGAGAGAGAGAAACAGAGAGAGAGAGAGAGAGAGAAACAGAGAGAGAGAAACAGAGAGAGAGUGAGGAGAGAGAGAGAGAGAAGGAAAGAUAUAUAUACAGAAAGAGACAGAGAGAGAGAGAGAGAGAGAGAGAGAGAGAGAGAGAGAAGGAAAGAUAUAUAUACAGAAAGAGACAGAGAGAGAGAAGGAAAGAUAUAUAUACAGAAAGAGACAGAGAGAGAGAGAGAGAGAGAGAGAGAGAGAGAGAGAAGGAAAGAUAUAUAUACAGAAAGAGACAGAGAGAGAGAGAGAGAGAGAGAGAGAGAGAGAGAGAGAAGGAAAGAUAUAUAUACAGAAAGAGACAGAGAGAGUGGCUAUUAUUUACUCUAUACCUCCAUAAUUAUUCUAAUGAUGUCAGACUGUACCUGGGGCAUAAUAUCUCUGACUUUAACCUCUCUGCUUCUCUUCAUCUCUGUGUGUCUCAAUCUCACCUGCUAUCUGAGACACGGGGACACGAGACACAAAGCAGGCAAUGAGGAGUUUCACCACCAACAGCAUUAUCCAAGAGAGUGUUUAAUGCAGGAGAACGUGGAGGAAGAGGAGAAUCAGCAGCAGGAGAAUCCCAUCUACGGAAACAUCACUGCAGACCUGUGCUAUGAACCCAUGACCAAGCAACGUUCCAGAGACGACAGAAAGCCUGCGCCCCAGCCCUACCAACCCGACCUGAACUAUGCUUCUCUGGACCUGAACGUGGGACAGAUACGCAAGAAGAGGAAACGUCGCUACCAUCAGGCCCAGGUUCAGGCCCAGACCGUGCCCGAGACCCAGAUGGGUGGGGGUUUCCUGGAAAUAGAUGCAGAGAUGGAGGCCUCCCUCCCCUCACGGAGUAGCAGCCCUCUGGCUUCCAGAAACAGCAUCUACCUCAACAGUCUACAGAUGGCACUAGAGACAGAGGAGAGGGAAUAAAAGGGAGCCAAGGAGAGGGGGAGGGAGAUGGAGGAGGAUAGAGAGUGGGAUGGAGACAGGAAGUGGGAGAGGGGGAGGGAGAUGGAGGAGGAUAGAGAGUGGGAUGGAGACAGGAAGUGGGAGAAGGGGAGGGAGAUGGAGGAGGAUAGAGAGUGGGAUGGAGACAGGAAGUGGGGAGAGGGGGAAGGAGAUGGAGGAGGAUAGAGAGUGGGAUGGAGACAGGAAGUGGGAGAAGGGGAGGGAGAUGGAGGAGGAUAGAGAGUGGGGUGGAGACAGGAAGCGGGGAGAGGGGGAAGGAGAUGGAGGAGGAUAGAGAGUGGGAUGGAGACAGGAAGUGGGAGAGGGGGAGGGAGAUGGAGGAGGAUAGAGAGUGGGGUGGAGACAGGAAGCGGGGAGAGGGGGAAGGAGAUGGAGGAGGAUAGAGAGUGGGGUGGAGACAGGAAAUGGGGAGAGGGGGAAGGAGAUGGGGGAGGAUAGAGAGUGGGAUGGAGACAGGAAGUGGGAGAGGGGGAGGGAGAUGGAAGAGGAUAGAGAGUGGGAUGGAGACAGGAAGUGGGAGAGGGGGAGAAAGAUACAGUAGGUUAUGAUGGAAGGAUGGAGACAGGAAGUGGGGAGAGGGGGAGAAAGAUACAGUAGGUUAUGAUGUAGGGAUGGAGAUAGAGCUGGAGAUGUAGGGUAUGACACAUGAGCUGUUCCUAGGGUCUGCUGACCUGUAACUGGGGUGACUGGAGUUAGAGGUCAGGGAGGAAGAACAACGGUUCUAAAUGUGAACUCAAUUAGGCAGAGAGAGCGAGAAAGAGAGGGAGAGAGACAAAGAGAAUGAGAGAGAGAGAGGACUGGUGUUCUUUUAAAUAUAUUUUUUAUUUAACCUUUAUUUAACUAGGCAAGUACAGGUACAGAGACAUCGUACUGACCUACUUUAACCUCUAGUCAAUAUGUUAGAAUCAGACUUUAUAGAGAAAGGGGCUCCCACUGCAUAAACUGCAUAUAUGUAUAUAUUAUUAUUAUUACUAUAUAUUUUUAUUAUUACUAGUAUUCGUAUAUACAGUAUACAAUGCAGUCGGAAAGUAUUCAGACCACUUGACUUUUUCCACAUUUUGUUACGUUACAGCCUUAUUCUAAAAUGUUUUUUUUUUAUCCCUUCAUCAAUCUACAAACAAUACCCCAUAAUCACAAAGCAAGUACUGGUUUUUAUGAUUUUUUUUAACAGAUGUAUAAAAAAUAAAAAUCUUAAAAUCACA
Molecule: messenger RNA, 2238 nt
Organism: Oncorhynchus masou masou (cherry salmon)
Lineage: Eukaryota; Metazoa; Chordata; Actinopteri; Salmoniformes; Salmonidae
Exons: 6
Coding region: 440-997 (185 amino acids)
Biological process (GO): negative regulation of receptor recycling; positive regulation of T cell receptor signaling pathway
Cellular component (GO): T cell receptor complex
Source: RefSeq, a predicted model, not a curated record